Molecule: messenger RNA, 7786 nt
Organism: Anopheles merus
Lineage: Eukaryota; Metazoa; Arthropoda; Insecta; Diptera; Culicidae
Product: chromatin modification-related protein eaf-1-like
Exons: 3
Coding region: 861-4988 (1375 amino acids)
Cellular component (GO): MSL complex
Molecular function (GO): ubiquitin protein ligase activity
Source: RefSeq, a predicted model, not a curated record
CCGGCAAAAAAAAGGGCACAACUUCGCAGCACAAACGGUUUCGAGAGAGAGUGAAAGAUCCGCAAAAUACGAUAUCAGAAAGCAGCCCAACGACCCUCCCCGUACGCGUCGUGCACACUGGUCGAAUCUGCUCGAGAUCGAGCGGUCCGCCGACCUGCUUUCGAGCAGCGUGCAUUCCUGUUGUGCACGUACAGACACAACUGCGCCAUUCACACACAACACACGCCAAGCACACGGUUCCGCGCGGAGGCCACAGCGAGACGGCAAGCUGGGCUGUCAAACAGAGGAGAGAGAGAGAGUGUUGUGGUUACGCUUCGGAUUUCAAUACGGAACGUUUUUGUGCGUGUGACUGUGUGUGUGAGUGUUUGUGUGUGCGCGCGGGCGCGCGCUAGUUCCUCCGGAAAUCGGAAUUUUCCACCGCCCCAGCGGCGAACGCUCCGGCCCCGCACCUGUGUCACCGGAACGCGGCCCGGUACUCCCACCCGCCACGAUCAAACCCUUUGUGCUGUGCGGCGUACGAGCCGAAAGGCACUUGCCUCCCCCCGCCUGGGACCGUGCUCCCUCGCUCGACUGUGACUGUUUUUUUUUUCUUCUUCUUCUUCGUUUGUGUGUGGCAGAAACAACAACCAAAAGGAAAAACCCACACCAACACACAGCAUCCAUCGCCAAGCGCGGCGCUUCCUGGUCCCCUUUCCACCGCAGCAGCAGCACCAGCAACACAAGCACCAGCAGCGCGACCAUUGUGCAGGAGCGUGCGGGGUGCAGCGGAGGGCAGGGUAGGGGGUGCUUUGUUUUGAUAGCUGAGCGCGCCCGAGCCUGGUCGAUGCGUCGGCGCUCGGUGUGCCACCGGCGGCCGCACGAUGAAUCCGACCUCGCUGUACAUCACCACGUCCCGGCUGGUGUUCCAGGGGGACAUCGUCGCGGGGCUGCAGGACCUGAACCGGCUGCUGCCGUACCUGCGCAAGAGCCUCAGCUGUGCGGUCUGCUGCAAGCUGCUGGUCGAGCCGCACAGCCCGGUGACCGGCGACUGCCAGCACCACAUCUGCCGGGUGUGCGUCGGCAAGCACAAGAAGCUGAAGCCGGCCUGCCGCUUCUGCAAGGGGCUGCUGCAGUACCGGGAAAACACGCAGCUCCGGCUGCUGCUGCAGUGCUACAAGAGCAUCUGCACGUUCAUCCGCACGCGGCCGGUGUACGCCGACAUCUGUAAGUGUGCGGGCGGGGCGGGCCCGCCGGGGGAGGGCGGCGGGCCCGGACCGAGCAGUGCUGCCUCCCCCCACAACACCGCCACCACCUCCCCCAACAGCCUGAUGGAGCUGAUCGAGGAGGGGGCCGCCUUCGUCGACGACUUCAAGUGCAAUUCCGGCCUGUCCAAGUCGGCCUACUCGAUACUGCCGUGCGUCUUCCCGCCGCCGGUGGUGACCGUCCAGCAGCAGCCCGCCGCCGCCGCCGAACCGAAGCCGCCGGUCGCGGCCGCACCGCCGCCCUGCUGCUCGAAAGGGCCGCCGGGAAAGGGCAAAAAGGAAGUGGCCGGCAAAACGUCGGGCACGUCGCAGCAGCCCGUUGCACCACUACCACCACCACCACCACCGCCAGCGAACGAGCAGGGAAAGCGGAAGGAGGGGCGGAAGGCGAAAGCGCGCACGACAAAGCAGCAGCAACCGGACGGGGAGGAGCAACCGCCGCGGAAGAAGCGGGCACAGUCGAAGCAGCGGCAAAAGCCGGAACCGCCCGCCCAGCAGCGGCAGCCAUCGGAACAGCGAACCGUAAAGCAGCAGCAGCAGCAGCAGCAGCAGCAGCAGCGGAAGCAAAAGCAGCAGCAGCAGCAGCAGCAGCAGCGGAAGCAAAAGCAGCAGCAGCAGCAACCGCUGCAACCGGGCGCACAAGUACAGCGGCAGCCACCGAGACAGGGACCGGUAGUGGUGGACAGACCAACAGGGGAGCAACAGCGAGCGGCCGUGCAACAGGUAGCGCUACAGCAGAGGCCGCCACCGGUGCAGCAGCAGCAGCAGCAGCGCAAACUACCGGUCCAGCCGCAAGCCCAGCUCGUGCACUACCACUGCUUGACCCCGCGGCAGCACAUCAAACAAACCAUCCAGCAGCAGCAGCAGGGAGCGGCAAAACAACAGCAGCCCCCGAAACAGCUCAAGCAGCAGGCGAAGCAGGGACAGCAGCCGGCGGCCCAGCUGCUGGUCGUGCCGUCCCAGCAGCCCCCGCAGCAAUUGCUGCACCAGCCGCACGGUGCACAGAAGCAGCUGGUGCGCCUGCUGCCGAAACCUUCCACCAAACCUGCCCCGCCGAGCAGUGCCACACUGCUGGCGGCCCAGAAGGCGAUGAGUGCGGCCGGCCGGGUGCAGAAAACGCCCGCCGGGAACGGUGCUGCAGCCGGGGGCAAGCCGCACGAAUCGUCCUCGUCCUCGUCUUCCUCGGUCGACCAAGCGAUCCAGCUGCAGCAGCCAAUGUUUCAGCUGCAGCAAAAGCAGCAGCAGCAGCAGCAGCAGCAGCAGCAGCAGCAGCAAGGCAAGCAGCAGCAGCAGAUUGCUUUUCCCGCGUCGCUGGCGGUGCAGAAGGUGCCGGUGGUGCGCAAGCAGCAGCAGCAGCCGGCCGACCAGCCGGCCGAGUACUUAACGGCGGAGCAGGGCGGCAGUGCGCCCCAGGUGCUGCUCGAGCAUGCGCAGGACAGCUUCCAGAAGCAGCUGGAGCUUGCGCAGCAGCGCCAGCAGCAGAUUGCACAUGAGCGGCAGCGGGUGCAGGCGCUGCUGCCCCAUCAGCGGCUGCCACCGUCGCCGUCGGUUCCGCCCGGCAAGUUUGUCGGCCAGCAGCAGCAGCAGCAGCAGCAAACCCGGAUGGCAGCAUUCCCGCCCGGGGUCGGCGGUGGCGCGGCGAAACCGCUCAGCACCAGCAGCAUCAUACGCAACGUGCUGCCGGCGCGGAUCGGUCCCACCAUCAUACACGCGGAAUCGAUCGCGGGCCGGACCGGCACCACCAGCGCCAGCCCGCUCGUCCCGCAGCACGUGGUGAAGAACAGCUGCGUGCCGACGACGCCGCGCAUCGUCAACAUUACCACGCCGCAGGAGAUCAAGUUCGAGGCGGCGCCCACCAUCAAAACCGUGUCGAGCGGCUCGACCAUGUACUCGGUGCUGUACGCGGAGAGUGGCAACAAGUUUACGAUCAAGCGCAAGCCGGACACGGUGUCGGCGGCGGCUACGGCGGCCAAAUCGGUGCACGGUGGUGCGCAGCAGCAGCAGCAGACGACGACGACAACGACGAAGCUUGCCACGAUGAGUCCGCUGGGUGGUGCGGCACGCUCCUCCCUCAUUCCUGCCAAGGCGGCGACCGAAUUCGAGCAGCCGCGCAUGGCAAUGGCACAGAAGCAGACGGUCGCGCCGAACAAUCCGAUCGUGCUACAGUUCCGGCCACCGCAAGCCCGCACGAUACAGCUGCCACUACAGAACCAGCAGCAGCAGCAGCAGCACGGGACGGUGUUGGCGAAGCAGCAAACGUCCUCCUCCCCGCUGCAAGUGCAGAUGGUGCAGCAACAGCAGCAGCAGUAUCAGCUGCAGCAGAAUCAAACCGUCGUUUCGUUGGCGCCGCAGCAACAGCAAAACUUCCGCUCGCUCAUCAUCCAACAGCAGCAGCAGCAGCAGCAGCAACAGCAACAAACGGCGACACAGACACAACCGUCGGCACAAUCAUCGGGCCAGGGAUCACAGCAGCAGCAACAGCAGCAGCAGCAAGCACUGAAGCGAAAGGGCUGCCGGUGUGGCAAUGCUACCCCGACGCCCGGCAAGCUGACCUGCUGCGGCCAGCGCUGCCCGUGCUACGUCGACUCCAAGUCCUGCGUGGACUGCAAGUGCCGUGGCUGCCGCAAUCCGCACCGAGCGGACGGGUUAAAGAUCCGUCGAUCGCUGUCGGAGCUGCUGUUUGAGCAGUACAAUGCGCCCGCGACAACGGCGACCGCGACCGCCACCGUGGACACGCUGUCGGCCGGCACGACCGCCUCCUCCACGCUCACGCUCGGCCCGACGAUAACGCCCGUCACGUACAGCAUCAGCGCGCUCAAGGCGGCAUCGGCGGCGACCCCCGGCAGUUCGGCGACGGCUGUCGCGACCGGCACCACCAAGGUGAAGGUGAUCAGUGCGGGCCAGCACCACCAGAUACUGCAAACCACGGCCAAGGCGCCGCCCGCCACCUCCGUCGUGAAGACUGGUGCGGGCGGCGGCCGCACCCGCACCAAUGGCGGGGGCGUCGGGGUGGUCGGCCUCCUGCCCACCAGCAAAAACCCGCCCACCGUACAACCGAGCAGCAGCAGCAGCAGCAGUGGAGGUGGAGGAAGCACGAUUACGAUCCGCCCGUUCGUCAGUGGGGGCGGCAGCUUCGCUAGCGGGAGUGGCACCACCACCACCACCAUCAGCUACCUGCCCACAAACGUCACGUCGGGCGGCGCCGCCCCCACCACCUCGUCCGCGUACGGGUCGCAGUAUUUGCAAAGCUCGGCGGCGACCGUGCGCCUCAGCAAGCCGGGCCCGUCCCGCACCAGCACCGUCACGUCCGGCACGCUCGGCGGUCCCCCGCCGCCCACCACCUCGUUCGGCGGGGGCGGUACGUUCGCGGGCGGCAAACCGGACGCCCUGCUCAGCCAGAGCUCGGUGGCGAUGAUGCCGGUGGUCGCGAUGCCGCCCGCCGGCGGUGCCUCCUUCUCCACGCCGACCGGCGUCUGGUCGCCGUCGCUGCCGAGCAAUCUGUUCGGCGGCGGGGGCAGCGUCGCCUCCACCGGCACCAGCUCACCGGUCGGUGGCGGCGGUGGCAUCGGCGGCGGCGGCGGCAGCGCUACCGGCAGCUCAGCUGCCCCCGAGCUCUCCAGCCUGUCCGGGUACGACAUGAACAGCUUCGUCACCAUCGGCCACAUGCUCGACCCGGAGGGUGUCGGUGUGAUCGACCUGUGCGACGAUCUCGACCUGAACGCGGCCAACCUCAUCUCGAUCGACUGAUCACCACACCGGUGGAUGAUGAUGAUGAUGAUGGUGAUGGUCAGGCGCAAAAAGUGUUUGCUUUUGGAUGGAUUUUUGUUUUUUUUUUUUAUUUCGAUAUGGCUCGAUUGUCGCUUUACACACACGUAACCACACCGGUAGGGGUGGGAAUUUUGCAAACCCGAUCUGGGCUGUUUUUUUCUUCUUUUUCGUACACACUACCUCCGCUCUCCCUAGGGAAAAGUGAUCCUUUUUUUUUUUUGUCGGCUGAUAGACUCUCUCUUGCUUUGAUGCUUGCCCGUUUACGACUUCCUGUAAUGGUUUUGCUCGAACUGUUUUAAACCUUUACCAUCCUCGUUCUAGUAGAAAUGUUAAACAUUUGUACUCACGCUCGAUUUUCGCGUUGCUUUUAAUGAAUGUGCGUUCUUUUUUAAUUUAAUUUUUUUGUACAAUCUUAUAUCUUGUAUUUGAAACAGCAGAAACGGCGUAUUUUUUAAAAAAAGAAGAAAUGCACGAUAGUACACAUGCACAAAAGCAUGAUUUUUAAUUGCGAGAACACGACUGUAAAGCGUUAGUUAAAUUGUUUUUCCGAUAGUUUCCGGUUUAGGCUACCGUUUUUAACCCUUUCGACAGCGGGGGAAGCAAUAGAGGUUCUUUCUUUGGUCUAAAGGAUCAAAAUCAGUUUGUGUUAGUUUAGCUCGUUUGCUUUUGUGUGUUUUUUUUCGGUCUCUUUAUUUUUGGUUGACUUUUCGUGCACCCCAGUAACUGCUUAGCCGCAAAAGAAGUAAAUUAUUGUUUUCGUUUUAUUAUACAUAAAUUAUAUUUAAAAAAAAAACAAGUAAUUUAAAUUAGAACUUAAUUUACCAAAACACACACACACGCAUGCACACAAACGGACAUUGAUCUGAGUAUUUAGUUCGGCCACUAAAUUGAAUUAAGUUUGGCGUUGAAUGGUGGAGUUGUCCCUCCGAGUCCCACGAACACGUGUGAUUUGGUUUGAAUGACGUUUUUGUUUGUUUUUUUUUUGUUUUUUUUUUAGAGCAAUGCGUGCAUAUGUUUGUGGCUUGAACCCGUGACGGGCAUGUAGUGAAGUUUUAGUGUGUCUUAGCUGUCGCAAAAACAUUCCCCCAAACGCCAACCUUUCCUACCCAAAAAGGGAAAUCUCUCAAACACUUAUUGGCGCAUGUAGGCAAUGGGGGCGGGGGAUGAGAGGGCUAAGUGGAUAGCUUCCAGAGCGAUCCUCUACCGGUGCGUGUUUAUGUAUGUGUGUGUGUGUCUCUAUGUACGUGUGGUAUCAUCGUUGUGACAUUAGACGUUAGGAAGUGCUUGAACAGUUCGUGCUUAUGAUCCUCUUUUUUAUUAUUAUUUUUUGUUUAUUUGCCAUCCAACAACCAUCCCACCCACAGGAAGCAGAAGUAACCUUCCGCCUCCCCCCCCCCCCCCCUUACUUCCCGAUAGGUCUCCUUUUUGUACUGAUUUACGGCGGUUGGUUCAAAGUGUUGCGAGGUAAGCGAUGGCAUCGGUUGCACACGGCUAAACCCCACUUGACUGUCUCAUAGGUAGUAGUAGGCCUGUUUUUUUUUAUUUGUCACGUGAAUGUUUAGUUUGUAGAGCGAAGGCAAUUUGUGUUUUGAAUGUUUGUGCGCGCUAAACGAGCCUAACUAACCAAUUCCAUUAUAUUGUUGUUUUUUUUUAAAUUUAAAAAGAAAAAACACACACACUCUGUCGAAUGUUGCUGUUUGCUGGAAGUCGAGCCUCGUUUUCCCUCGUAGUAGAUGUAGGUCGUGCUGUGAACGGGAGUAUGCAACAAAAAAUGGAAAAAGAAACACAACACUAGCGACAAAUGCAAGCGAAAGAAUGUUUGGUAGAAUAAUUAAAAAAAAAAACAAAACUAAACAAAAAUGUUGCAAAGCGAUAAACACAAACAUAAAUUAAUCGACUCCAAGCCCGAUGGGCCAGGAACUUGAGAUGUAAUUGUAAAUUGUAGGGAUUCUUUUUUUUUUAACGGCUAAAGUUUGACCCGAGGACAUUACUUAAUUGAGGAUAGCGAGAGAGCGAGCGAAAGAAUGUUCUGCAAAAACAAAACACAAAACACAAAAAAGGAACAAAACCCUGUGCGGAAAUUAAUUUAUAUGGUAUUAUACCCGUUCGAGCGCAGUUUAGAUUAAUGCGAAUGUGUGUGUGUGUGUGAUUUGAUUUUGGAGCAAAGCAAAGUCGCACGUUAAAGUGCGCGCACCGCUCGUCACUAUUUUUUCCUUCCCCACCCCCCCCCCCCCCCCCGCGGUCGUUUCAACAAUUGAAACACACACAUCACAAAACUGCGCCGGAACGAAUCCCGGGUACAGAGGUGCCCGCUACUUUUGCACAAAUUGCAUUUAAAGCUUGAAGAAAAAAGAGAAGAAGAAAAUGAUUUAAAAUUGAACAUAAUAAUAAUUAUAAUAAUAGCAACAGCAACACAGCUACUACUACAGCAAAAAAGGGAGGUCGUGAAAGAGCAUACCCAAAUGUGAUGUGAGAAGGGCAGUGUCUCGACGAGGUGUUGCAGUGGAGUUGAAUUUAGUAAUGUGUAACGUAUUAGGUGUAUGGGCGGCCACGCACGCGUGGGCAGCCUUUUUCUCAUCCAAACUGCAAAAAGAAACAAAACAAAACAAAAACAGUCCCCCCCAAACUCCCAAAUAGAUGUAACUAACAAACCGACACGACAGACAUGGUAAGCAAAAAAAAACGGUGGGAAGAAAUUUUAUUUUUGUAUCAAUGUAUAAACUUUCGCUUUUUGUACUGUUGUAAUAUGCGUAUAUAAUAAAAAUCUGUAAAAGUAA